Molecule: messenger RNA, 717 nt
Organism: Closterium sp. Naga37s-1
Lineage: Eukaryota; Viridiplantae; Streptophyta; Zygnematophyceae; Desmidiales; Closteriaceae
Source: the annotation of a GenBank genome assembly
AUGCAGGCUGCCUCCGUCGUGGCUAGGUCCACUUUCCUUGGCGCGGGUUCCUCGCGCCUCGCCAGGUCGACCCGUGUUAACGCACAGCCGACCUCCAUCUCCGCCCUGAAGAUUGAGGCUAAGGGCAACUGGCUCCCUGGGUCCACCUCCCCGGCGUGGCUCGAUGGCAGCCUUCCCGGCGACAACGGCUUCGAUCCCCUUGCCCUGGCUGAGGAUCCCGAGAACCUCAAGUGGUACGUCCAGGCCGAGCUCCAGAACGGCCGCUGGGCCAUGCUCGGUGUUGCCGGCAUGAUCAUCCCCGAGGCUCUGACCUCCGCUGGGCUCCUGAACGUGCCAGUGUGGUACGACACUGGUGUCGCCGAGUUCUGGUGCCCCACUCCCACCCUGUUCGCGAUCGAGUUCAUCCUGUUCAACUUUGUGGAGCUUCUGAGGUGGCAAGACAUCAAGAAGCCCGGAAGCGUGAGCACCGACCCGUUCGGCAACACUCUCGCCCCUGGUGAAGUUGGUUACCCCGGUUUCAACCCCAUGGGUAUGGGAACCGACUUCCGCAGCAAGGAGAGCGAGCUGGCUAACGGCCGUACCGCCAUGAUCGCGUUCUUGGGUUUCAUCGUCCAGUCGCACAUCACUGGUGCCGGUCCCUUUGCCAACCUGGCUGCCCAUCUUGCCGACCCAUGGAACACGACCGUCUUCCAGAGCCUGGACAAGUUCCUGUCUUAA